AGCUCUUUGGAGGCGGUAGCUUCUUCGGCGUCGAGGCUGGAGGCUGUGUGCUAAACGGUGUGGGGCGCAAAUGGGAUCCUGCUGUUAGUCGGGUAGGCAUAGCUUUGUGUUAUUCUUGGAAAAUUUCGCACCACUUGUGAAUUCCUUGAACCUGGGCAUUGCAAACCCACUUCUUUUGGGCCCAUCUCCUUUGUACUUUGCUCAGAUUAAGACGCAGUUGGCGCUUCAGCAGCUGAAUGCCGUUGCCUCACAUGGUUCAGCACCACCUUAUAAUAUAUUAAAUCAGGCUUUUUUGAAAAUAGCCAUGUCGAGACCCAGGUUUAAUCCUCGAGGAAACUUUCCACCUCAGAGGCCACGAGCACCUAACCCUUCUGGGAUGAGGCCUCCAGGACCAUUUAUAAGGCCUGGAUCUAUGAAUCUUCCAAGAUUUUACCCAGCAGGAAGAGCUCGUGGAAUUCCACACAGAUUUGCUGGCCAUGAUUCUUAUCAGAAUAUUGGACCACAGAGAAUGAAUGUUCAGGUAACUCAACACCGGACUGAUCCAAGAUUGACCAAAGAAAAAUUGGAUUUUCAUGAAGCACAACAAAAGAAGGGAAAGCCUCAAGGUGGCCGAUGGGAUGAUGAUCCUCCUAUAUCUGCAUCUGUAGGAGUAAAACAGAGUUCUAUAACACAGGUUACAGAGCAGAGUCCUAAAGUACAGAGCCGCUAUACAAAAGAGAGUGCCUCGAGUAUAUUAGCAAGUUUUGGAUUGUCUAAUGAAGACCUGGAAGAACUCAGUCGCUAUCCUGAUGAACAGCUAACUCCUGAAAAUAUGCCAUUAAUUUUGAGGGAUAUAAGAAUGCGGAAAAUGGGGCGCCGAUUACCUAAUUUACCUUCUCAGAGCAGAAAUAAAGAAACACUUGAUAGUGAGGGAGUUUCAAGUAAUGUGAUUGAUUAUGGGCAUGCAAGCAAAUAUGGCUACACAGAAGACCCACUUGAAGUACGUAUUUAUGACCCUGAAAUUCCAACUGAUGAGGUCAAGAAUGAAUUUCGGUCACAGCAGAGUAUUUCUGCAUCUGUUCCCACUCCAAAUGUGAUGCGUAAUUCUUUGUUUCCUGUUGAAGAUGUGUUUCGACAGAUGGACUUCUCCAGCGAGUCCUCCAAUAAUCAGUCCUUUUUCCCAGUUGAGAGUGGAACCAAGAUGUCAGGCUUACACAUUUCAGGAGGCCAGUCAGUCCUUGAACCUGUAAAAACCGUGAGCCAAUCCAUUAGCCAAACAGUUAGCCAGACGAUGAGUCAGUCUCUGAUUCCUCCAUCUGUGAACCAACAAGCUUUUUCAUCUGAACUAAUUUCAGCUGUAAGUCAGCAAGAGAGGAUCCCACAUGAACCUGUGAUUAAUUCAUCUAACGUACAUGUUGGAUCAGGAGGAAGUAAAAAGAAUUACCAGUCAGAAGCUGACGUGCCCAUUCAGUCUCCCUUUGGGAUUGUGAAAGCAUCAUGGCUACCAAAGUUUUCACAUGCUGAUACCCAGAAGAUGAAGAGACUUCCAACUCCUUCUAUGAUGAAUGAUUAUUAUGCAGCAUCUCCAAGAAUAUUUCCACAUAUGUGUUCUCUGUGUAACAUAGAAUGUAGUCAUUUGAAGGAUUGGAUUCAGCAUCAGAAUACAUCCACUCAUAUUGAGAGCUGUCGACGGUUACGUCAACAGUAUCCUGAUUGGAAUCCUGAGAUCCUCCCAUCAAGAAGAAAUGAGGGCAAUAGAAAAGAAAAUCAAACUCCAAGAAGACGUUCUCAUUCCCCCAGUCCUAGGCAUUCUAGGAGAUCAAGCUCAAGUCACAGGUUCCGUCGAUCUCGAAGCCCAAUGCGUUAUGUAUAUAGACCAAGAAGUCGAAGUCCAAGAGUUUACCAUCGUUUCAUUCCUAGAUACAGAUCCAGAUCCCGUUCACCAUAUCGCAUUAGAAAUCCAUUUAGAGAUAGUCCAAAAUGGUAUCGAUCGGUUAGCCCUGAAAGGAUAUCAAGGAGAUCAGUGAGAUCAUCAGAUAGAAAAAAAGCAUUAGAAGAUGUGGUACAACGAUCUGGGCACACAUCAGAAUUUAAUAAACAGAAGCAUCUUGAAGCAGUUGAUAAAGGACAUUCAUCAGCACAAAAGCUUAAAUCUGGCAGUGCAUCCAAACCAUCAGUUAAAUCUACAGGCUCUACAAAGAGUGAUUCAAAUGUAGGCGGUCAUUCUACUCGUUACAAAUCAAAGAGUCUUGAAGAUGACAGCUUACCAGAAGGUAAACAGGUGUCUGAUAAAGCCGUCUCUGUCCAACGUAAGCUGCGGAAAGACCAGUCUUUGAAUUAUGGUUCAGUUCUUCUUGUAUCUGAAUUACCAGAGGAUGGCUGUACUGAAGAUGAGGUUAGAAAAGUAUUUCAACCAUUUGGAAAAGUUAAUGAUGUCCUGAUUGUUCCAUACAGGAAGGAGGCUUACUUGGAAAUGGAAUUUAAAGAGGCAAUUACUGCAGUCAUGAAAUAUGUUGAAACAACACCUCUUCUGUUAAAAGGAAAAAAUGUGAAAAUAAGUGUUCCAGGAAAGAAAAAAUCACAGAACAAAGAGGUGAAGAAAAAGGCUUCAGAUUCAAAGAAAGCAUCAGCAUCUACUUUAAAAAAAGAUACAGAUGCUUCAAAAGCUGUUGAAACUGUGACUUCAACUUCUACUGCUGAAACUGGACAGGCCAAGACAUCUGUAGCCAAAGUGAAUAAAUCUUCAGGGAAAUCAACGAGUUCUGUAAAAUCUGUGAUAACAGUAGCUGCUAAAGGUACUAAAGCUUCAAUCAAAACAGGAAAAUCUAGUGGAAAGAAGUCUCUAGAAAUAAAAAAAGCUGGGAAUGUCAAAAACAAGGACUCUAGUAAACCUGUAACUGUGCCAGAAAACUCUGAAAUAAAGACCAGUAUGGAGGCCAAAGCCACUGAAAAUAGUGUUAAAGAAAAUAUUUCAGAAGCUGCAUUGGAGACCACAGAAAAUGAACCAGUUGGAAUGGAGACAGAAGAAAUGUGUGUGAUCCUUGUUUCUAAUUUGCCAAAUAAAGGGUAUUCUAUGGAAGAAAUUUACAACCUAGCAAAACCAUUUGGUGGUCUAAAAGAUAUUUUGAUUUUAUCAUCUCAUAACAAGGCAUAUAUGGAAAUAAAUAGAAAAUCUGGAGAUUCUAUGGUAAAAUUUUAUACUUGCUUCCCAAUGUCGAUGGAUGGAAAUCAACUCACAAUAAGUAUGGCUCCUGAAAACAUGAAUAUAAAAGAUGAGGAAGCUGUAUUUAUAACCCUGAUUAAAGAGAAUGACCCAGAGGCAAAUACAGAUACAAUUUACAGUCGAUUUGUACAUCUUGAUAACUUACCUGAAGAUGGACUUCAGUGUGUGCUUUGUGUUGGACUUCAGUUUGGAAAAGUGGAUCACCACAUAUUCAUGAAUAAUAAAAAAAAGGCAAUUCUUCAGUUAGAUAGUCCUGAAUCUGCUCAGUCAAUGUACAGCUUCCUCAAACAAAAUCCACAGAACAUAGGUGACCAUGUAUUGACCUGCACAUUAUCUCCAAAGAUGGACUCAUCAGAGAUGAUGCAUCACAGCCAAUCUGGAUCCCAGGAAGAGCAAUCCGACCCGCCACCAGCAGCCACGCGUCUAACGAGACGAGAACGCCGUCGUCUCCGCACCCUGGUGUACCAGAUGACAACCUUGCGCCUAGACCGGGAGCCCAGUCCGGAGGCUCAAGCUGAGAAAGACUCAGAACCAGGGAAAGAAAGCCCUGACUUGAAAAACAGUCCAGUUGAGGAGAGUGAGGUGCAAACAGCAGAUGAUAGUCCCUCUGUUAAACCUAGUGAGGUUGAAGAAGAAACUACUUCCAACAUUCAAGCAGAAACUUCUGUACAGCAGGAAGAGACUUUUGAAGAAGAACUUGAAAAAUCACUAAGUGACUCUGACUUUGCUAUUGAAACAUUUGAAGUUGAAACUCAAGGAGAGGAAAUCAGAGAAGAAAUUCUUCUUGUAGCAUCCACUCCUGCCAGUAUUGAAUUAUUCCCUGAAAAUGCAGAGGAGUCUGCUAUAAAUCAGCAAGUGUAUACUAGUGACUUUGAGAAGGAAGAGGCAGAAAUUAUUAACCCUGAAACAGAGUUUUCAGCAUCUGACCGAGCAUUUAUAGAAGAAAGGAGUAUCAGAGGAAUUCUAGAAGAAUCUCCAUCUGAAACAGAAGAUUUCUUUUCUGGAAUUACACAGUCUAUGGUAGAAGCUGUAGCUGAAGUGGACAAACAUGAAACAGUUUCAGAAAUAGUGCCACCUGCUUGUGUUGUGGCCUUCGUAGCAGGAAUUUCCACAGGAGAUGAGAAGUCAGUGAGCAAAAAGGGGAUUUCUGAAAAAAGUAACAUGGAGGAAAAGGAGGAGAAUGAAUUUAAUACUAUGGAAACCAGAAUGGAUUUGCAGACAGGAACUGAAAAGAAUGAAGCUAGGAUGGUUUCAGAGAAGUUGGAGAAGAUUGUGGCAGCAAUGAAAGAAAACACUGUGAACAAGGCAUACCCCAGUAAAGGAUUGGGCCAAGCCAAUAAGCCUGAUGAAAAUAGUAAAACUAGUAUGCUGCCUGUAUCACAUGUAUCAGGUAGUAAAUCAAGUAUCAAGGCUGCUCUGGCCUCUUCUCCAAAGGCAAAAGCUACAGCUUCAAAAACUGAAAAUCAGAAAAGUUUUCUAAAGUUGGUGCUCAGAGAUCAAAUAAAUGCUGAAAAGAAACUUUUAGCCAAGGAAUUGGGUCUUCUUAAAUCUACAAGUGCCACGUCAGGCUUUGCAGAAAGCAGCAGUAAAUCCAAACCCUCUCAGAGCGGUAUUACCAGAGGAGGCAAUGGAAGGAUCUCAGCCCUGCAAGGCAAGGAUUCUAAACUGGAUUACAGGGAUAUAACCAAACAGUCUCAGGAAACAGAGGCUAGAGCUUCCAUCAUGAAACGGGAUGACAGCAACAAUAAGACUUUGGUUGGGCAAAACACUAAGAAUUCUAAAAGCACCACUGUUAGAAGUUCCAAAUCUAAAGAGGAACCAUUAUUUCCAUUUAAUUUGGAUGAAUUUGUUACUGUGGAUGAGGUUAUAGAAGAAGUGAAUCCUUCUCAAGCCAAGCAGAAUCCACCAAAGGGAAAAAGGAAAGAAGCUGUCAAAAGUACCCCUUCCUCUGAAAUUAACUUAAAGAAGAAGAAGGGGAAAAGUUCUGCCCCUCAUGUUGCUGAAGGAGAAUUAUCUUUUGUAACAUUGGAUGAAAUUGGGGACGAAGAAGAUGCGGCUGCACAUCUAGCACAAGCUCUAGUCACUGUGGAUGAAGUAAUUGAUGAAGAAGAACUAAAUAUGGAAGAAAUGGUAAAAAACUCAAAUUCACUUCUUACAUUAGAUGAGUUAAUUGAUCAAGAUGAUUGCAUUUCCCACAGUGAACCUAAAGAUGUUACUGUUCUGUCAGUGGCUGAAGAACAAGAUCUCAAACAGGAACGCUUGGUAACGGUGGAUGAAAUUGGAGAAGUAGAAGAGCUACCUUUAAAUGAGUCAGCAGACAUAACUUUUGCCACUUUAAAUACUAAAGGAGAUGAGGGAAAUACUGUAAGGGAUUCCAUUGGGUUCAUUUCUUCUCAGAUGCCUGAAGAUCCUACUACCUUAGUUACUGUUGAUGAAAUACAGGAUGACAGCAGUGAUCUACAUUUAGUGACUUUGGAUGAAGUAACUGAAGAAGAUGAAGAUUCUCUGGCAGAUUUUAACAACCUUAAAGAAGAGCUUAAUUUUGUUACUGUUGAUGAAGUUGGAGAGGAGGAAGAUGGAGAAAAUGAUUUAAAAGUUGAGUUGGCACAAAGCAAAAAUGAUCAUCCCACAGAUAAAAUGGGGGAUAGAAAGAAGAGAGCUGUGGAAGCAAAGAAGACAAAACUGGAAGCUUUGUCCCAAAUGUGUGAAGUAAAUGAGAAUGUUAUGGAAGAAGAUCUGAAAACUAUGCUUGAAAGACACCUAGCAGAUGAUGAUGAUGAUGAGUCUGAAUUAAAAGAUUCAGAACCAGAAAGAAAGCGCAAGAAGAUUGAGGACUCUUCUUUAGACACAUCAGACACACCUGAUAUCCCUGAAGAUUUAGAUUUUCUUGUACCGAAGGCUGGAUUCUUCUGUCCAAUUUGUUCCCUCUUCUACUCAGGUGAAAAAGCAAUGACAAAUCACUGCAAGAGUACUCGUCAUAAGCAAAAUACAGAGAAGUUCAUGGCCAAGCAAAGAAAGGAAAAGGAACAGACUGAGGCUGAAGAAAGAAGCUCUAGGUGAUUGGAGGAAAGGGGAAAGAAUUCAUUAGAAUUUCAUUUAGGGUCCAGUUGAUUUGUGUAUUUUGUUAUCACUUAAUUUGUACCUUUUGUUUCAGAAGCAAAUAUUCAUGUUGUACAAAUUUCUGAUUGCCCUUGAUGUAGAGAGACUGAUGGGGAAAGUAUGAUGGGUUUGAUUUUUAUAUCAAAUCAUCAGGCAUGGAGAAAUAUCUUUUAGAAGUGUUAAAAUAAAUGUUCCUACUGUAUAUUUAAAAUAC
This is a messenger RNA of Choloepus didactylus (southern two-toed sloth), 6515 nucleotides long. It is a transcript of the gene ZNF638, whose product is annotated as zinc finger protein 638. Gene Ontology annotation, biological process: RNA splicing; regulation of RNA splicing. Gene Ontology annotation, molecular function: zinc ion binding; mRNA binding. Bases 305 to 6262 code for a protein of 1985 amino acids. NCBI's taxonomy places the organism in Eukaryota, Metazoa, Chordata, Mammalia, Pilosa, Megalonychidae. The record is from RefSeq and is a predicted model, not a curated record. Gene Ontology annotation, cellular component: nucleus. The transcript is spliced from 28 exons.